Messenger RNA from Penicillium manginii, 2220 nucleotides. RefSeq names its product putative G-patch domain protein. Bases 1 to 2220 code for a protein of 739 amino acids. The transcript is spliced from 8 exons. The record is from RefSeq and is a predicted model, not a curated record. Gene Ontology annotation, cellular component: nucleus. Gene Ontology annotation, biological process: mRNA splicing, via spliceosome. NCBI's taxonomy places the organism in Eukaryota, Fungi, Ascomycota, Eurotiomycetes, Eurotiales, Aspergillaceae. Gene Ontology annotation, molecular function: RNA binding.
AUGGUGCAUCCAUACGAAGACACCAGACAAAACCCAGGUCCGCAACGGCGGGCCUAUCCUCCCCGUGAUGAUCGCGACGGGCGCAUGUACGACGACCGCUCAAGAUCUCGCUCACCUGGCGGUACACUCUCCUCCCCGCAUGAACAUGACAAGAACGUCAUGUGCUCUGAAUCUCAAGGCUAUUCUGGCACCCCCCAACGGCACGACAAUCGCCGGCGUGAAUACUCGGACAAUUGGGAUGCGAGGGCUCCCCCUCAUAACAGAGACCAGGAUGAUCACCGUCGUCGACCUUCACGAUCGCCUCAACAUAGAGGGCGGCAAAGCUAUAGAGAUCGCGAUCGGGAGGGUUAUCGCUCGCCUGGUUAUAGUCAGAGUCGCAGCCGCAGCCGCAGUGCUCGUCGAGGCGGGUCGGGGUUUGGUCGCGAAAGCAAAGAAAUCAUGAUGGAUGGAAUUCCACAAGAUAUGUCAGAGGAUGAUGUUUCAGCAGAACUCAAGCAAGCUUACCACAUCACCGGCCUGGAAGAAAUCCGCGUUAUUCGUGACAGACAAACGAAAAUAUCACGAGGUCUUGGUUUCCUUCGUUUCCGGACUAUCGACUAUGCCCGGGACUUUUUAGAACGGAGCCAUCCCUGCAUCUAUCUAUACGGCCCAACUGCUGGAGAGAACGAUCGCAGUACCAAGGUUCGCAUAGCGUACAGCCGUGAACGGGAAGAUCGAACCCGGUCGAAGGGUGAAGGGGAUUGGACAUGCCGAAUGUGUGCGGUUGUCAAUUUCUCUACUCGUGCAAAGUGCUUUCGUUGCAAUGCACCCCGUCCCGAGUUGGGUCCAGUCGGUCCUCCCGGGGUCCCUGCCCCGAAAGUAGUGAACAAUGGCGAUAACGAUGCCGCUCCUGAAAACCAACCCUCCCAAUUCAUCCUCAUUAGAGGAUUAGAAGGGUCUGUCAACGAAGAUCUCCUUGCAAAAGGUGUCGCCAAACUAUACCGACCAGCGGGGGGCAAUAGUGAUAACGCCACUAAUACCCAAAAGAAAGCUGGCAAGGUUGCUUCGACAACUGGAGAUGCUAAUCUUGGGGCCCGUGAGGGUUCUAUCCGACGCGUAUUGCUGGUCCGAGAUCGCAGGACGAAUGAGAGUUGGCGUUACGGGUUUGCUGAAUUUGCCAAUGUCAUGGAUGCCCAAGCUGCUAUUCAGCGGUUGAAUUCUUUCGACAAGUUCACCAUCUCAUCCCGGCCAGUUCUUGUUAGCUACAUACACGCGGGAGUUUUCGUACCAGUUAUGGAUCCCCAUCCCAGUACAGAACAUUUCACAUUCAGUCCACUCGCCAACCCCUCGCUAAAGCUCAUGUAUUGGGACGAUGAGGGGUACGUGACGGAGCUCAUGUUGUCAUCACCCGAAGACGACGUCGGCUAUGACCAAACCAAGAGCGAUAAGACUGUCGCAGGCCAAGACGAAGGCCAGUCUAAGGGACAAAAGGAUAUGGAGAAGGUUAAAAAGAGAAAGGCGGAUGCACCAGCCAAUGCAAAUGCAAAGAAGCUUGCCAUGCCCUCCCACUUGCAAUUUUGGAGCAACCGACACGCCGAGCUCCACGGCAUCCCAAAAGACAGUGACGGCAACAUCAUCGAGACCUCAUCAGAACCUCGCGAUCAGAAUGCCCCGCCGACGCAGUCCUAUGCGGAUCUCAAUCGCAACUGCUGCUAUUUGUGCAUGCGCCAAUUUAAGAGCACCGCCAAUGUCAAUCGCCAUGAACGCCUGAGUGCACUGCACCGGGAGAACCUGCGGAAUGAACAAGCGAAGAGUCGUGGUAUGGGGAAACUCAUCAAACACGGCAUUGUACCCCCGACGGCUGAAUAUCGCGAUCGUGCCCGAGAACGUCGAAAGGCAUUUGGCCGUGGCGGCAAGGCUGGUACUGGUGCUGGAGCUGCUCGACCGAAGCCGUCGGCUCCGCAGGAGGAAGAUGAACCACCAGUGCAGACAACGUCCAAGGGUGCAUCACUUCUUAGCAAGAUGGGUUGGUCAGCUGGUUCUGGCCUAGGUGCACAGGGUACAGGCGUCACAGCCCCCAUUGCCACCGAGGUUUACGCGCAAGGUGUCGGAUUAGGAGCUCAGGGCAGCAAACUGGGCGAUGCAAGCGAAGAAGCAGCACGCAAUACCCGGGGUCGCUACGAUGAAUUCCUGAGAAAAAACCAAAGCAACUGCUCGCCAGCGAAGUCAACUGUACAAUAA